Molecule: messenger RNA, 1010 nt
Organism: Corylus avellana
Lineage: Eukaryota; Viridiplantae; Streptophyta; Magnoliopsida; Fagales; Betulaceae
Product: stem-specific protein TSJT1
Source: RefSeq, a predicted model, not a curated record
UCUGAAUCGGAAGGGAAAAAAUAAAAAAAUAAAUAAAGAUAAGCAUCUGGUAAGCUCAGCAAUAUUUGGUUUACCAGAAUUCUUGCCUGAAAAUGUUGGUUGUUUUUGAAAAAGCAGUAGGAAAACCACCGGAGGAGCUGAAGCUUCCUUCAACGGGGUUAGAAAAUAUGAAAUCCCGGCAAGAAAUAGGGGAGAUUAUCCGGUCGUUUUGGCCGGAGUCUAUGGUGUACAGUCUUCGAAAUGGGAAUUUUAUGGCUUUGUCACAUGAAAAUGAAAGUCCAUCACAACCCAGGUCUACCGUAGUCACAGACGAUAUCUUCUGCAUUUUCAUUGGGGCUUUAGAGAACACUAGUGAACUCAGACGACACUAUGGCCUUUCAAGACAAGCUACAGAAGCCAUGGUUGUGGUUGAAGCUUAUAAGGUACUAAGAGAUCGAGCACCCUACCCACCUGAUCAAGUCAUCAAAGAUCUUGAAGGAAAAUUUGCAUUCGUUCUCUUUGAUGCUACAUCUCAAACACUCUUUUUAGCCAGGGACAGGGAAGGAUGCGUAGAACUCCAAUGGGGAAUGGGUGGUGAUGGGUCCUUGGUCUGCUCCAAUGAUCCCAACAUUAUAAGAGAGACAUGUGGCAAAUCCUGUGCACCUUUUCCUCCAGGGUGCAUUUUCAAGAAUGGAAGUGGGCUUAUGAGCUUUGAUCAUCCACUUCACAAGGUAAUAGCAAUUGCUCGUGAAGACGACAAUGGACACAUUUGUGGAGUUAUCUUCCAGGUGGACUUGUACACACGGCUUCCUAGCAUUCCACGUACUGGAAGUGCAGCAAAUUGGGCAGAUCCUACUGUCGUUGAGACAGACUAAAAAGAUCUUAAGAUUUUUGCAUGCUGCUAAUUAAUGAACAUUAUCCAACUCUGCUGUAAUAAUUACUUGAUAUAUUCUGCAAAUACGUGUUAAUUAGAGUUGUAAAAGCCUUUCUGUAAGCUGUUUGCUAGAAACAUGUCGUUUAUGUUAAUUAUU